AAAUAAGCCAACUUUUAUUCUGCGUGCUGUCUCCUGAAACUCAAAACAGGUACGAUCGCCUCCAAGUCUAUUCUCUUUCAAUGUACGGAGGCUCAUCGAAGCUCGGCCGCAACGGCGGUGGCGGUGCGGCCCGAGGAAUCGGAGCCAAGCGGCCCAACUCCUCACACCCUCUGCCGCCGCCGCACCGCCAGUCAGGCCAAGCAGGAGCCGGCCGCCUAUCCAUCGGCGGGCGUGUCUCCGGCUCGGCGUCCAAUCCCCGCAGCCGCGGCUCCAUCCAAUCCGCUGCGCCAGCAGCCGUGGAAGAGAACUUCAGCCUUGUUCCGGGGAACAACCCGCCCGCCUUCGCUAUGAUCAUACGGCUUGCGCCGGACUUGGUCGAUGAGAUCAAGCGCCUGGAGGCUCAGGCUGGGACUGCGCGUAUUAAAUUCGACGUGACUGCGAGUAAUUCUUCUGGGAAUGUUAUUGAUGUGGGUGGGAAGGAGUUUAGCUUUACAUGCUCGCGAGAAACUGGCGACCUAUGUGACAUUUAUGAGGAAUGCCAAAGUGGUGAAGAUGGGAAUGGGUUGCUUGUUGAAUCUGGGUGUGCCGGGUGGAAACUGAAUGUGAAACGUGUAUUGGAUGAAUCAACAACGAAACAUGUUAAGAUGAUGUCAGAGGAAGCUGAACGCAAGCUUAAAGCACGCAAAGCCAUUGUCUUAGACCCUGGGAACCCACCUUCGAAGAGUCAGAUAAAGGAAAUAGCUGCUGUUGAGACUAAUGCAUGGAGGCCUUACAAACAAAAGAAAGAGCCUGCAUUUAAGAAGCGCAAGGUUGAACCACCCCAAGUUGGUGGCCUCCAUAAAUCUGCCUACAAAUCUGGAUUAUCCUCGACAACUACAGCAAAGAGCAGACAGACAUCUCCAUCUCUUCUAUCUCCACCAGAGCAAUCAAGUCUUCCAGCAGCUCCACUGGAGAAUGCAAAUAUAUCUAAGAGUCAUGCGACUAUCGAAGAUCCAAUGCCCUCUCAGCUCAUCAGUAAAGUGAAAGCUGCUCCUACCUCCGAGAAAGAAAUCCCAACCAAGACUACUAAUGUAGUACGGGAAACACCAGGACGCAAAAGAAAUGUUGGAGCUAAACCAAUGGAUUUGCAAAGCAUGUUGAUUAAUUUACUCACAGAGAAUCCAAAGGGUAUGAGCUUAAAGGCCUUGGAGAAAGCUAUUGGAGAUACAGUUUCCAACUCUGUAAAGAAGAUUGAGCCAAUUAUUAAAAAGAUUGCAACUUUUCAAGCACCAGGAAGAUACUUCUUGAAACCCAGGGUGGAGCUGGAAACCCUCAAGAAACCUUUGUCUGAAAGCGGAAGUUCUCCAGAGGAUAACAGUCACCAGAUGCCUACUGCUGAGGACAAACAUGGUCAGACACGUGCUGCAGAACCAAGCUUUGAAGAGAAAGUCUCUCCUGAUGAAUUGGAAGAACCGGUAUACUUGGGCUCUAAACUUGGAGAAACAACUGCAUUGGCAAAGAUGGAAGUCCAACAACAUUCACCUGAUCUGUUUGGUGAAAAGAUGGGCUCUGAUAAUAGUGAAGCGCAAGCUGGCAGCUCUAGCAAUAGUGGGAGUGAUAGUGAUAGUGAAAGUGGCAGCAGUGAUAGUGCAAGUGACAGUGGAAGCCAUAGUAAGAGCAGAAGCAGAAGCAGAAGCCCGGUGGGUAGUGGGAGUGGGAGUAGCAGUGACAGUGAAAGUGAUGCGUCUUCCAACAGUAAGGAGGGUUCUGACGAGGAUGUAGAUAUAAUGACAAGUGAUGAUGAGAAAGAACCCCAAUGUAAAUUGCAGCCCUCUGAGCCUGGAUUCUCUUCCUCACCCAUUCCAUGGAAAAGUACUGGUGGCAAGACUGUACAGAGUGGAAUUGCUGAGAAGCAAGAUGAUCAAGGAUCUGAUGCAGUUGAGAUUGAAAAAGACUUCCCCAAUGUUGAACAUGGAACGGAAAUGGCUGUAGAAACUAGCCCGAUUCCUGACAAAGAGGGUGGAAAAUGGAUAGAAGAGACCAAACCAUUUUCCCCUGAUCAUGAUGAUGUCCCUGAGCACCCGAAUUAUGCAAUAAGUUCAUUUACGGAAAGGGAAAAUGCAGUCAAGGACAGCUUCAAACAUGAGCAGUCUGACAGCUCUGAAAGAACAUUGAAAGGGAAACCCAAAAGGGGUUCUGAUGUGAAGCACUUCAAAGAGAAAUCUGAUGGUGCAAAAAGGUUAAAAGCAGAUGUCCAACCUUCUAUUUCUGGGGUUCGGGAUGCUCAAUUCUCAGAGAGCUCUCACAAUUUAUCCCCUGAUAGAUUCGGUGGAAACCCUUAUAAGGGUCCUACCAUUCUAGCAACAAAUAGAGCUGUUAGGGAUGGGAAUCCUGAUAUUGUCUUACAAAAAGGAUACAACCAGGUAUUUCCUGGAAGAUCUAGUUCAGAUUUCCAGCAAUCUGGUCGAAGGUCCUUUGAUCAAAGCACGAGGGCAAAGGCUCCCGAUACAGCAGAGAAACCUGAUGAUCGUGCUGAGAGUGGCCGCAAAUACUCUGAAAGGAAUGUUCAAAGUUUCUCUGUGCAAAAAGAUAAACUUUAUAGAGAUACGCCAAAUGAUGGCUAUGCCAAUGAGAAAAAGGUUUCAAAAAAUUUCAAAGAAGGUGGUUCUGGUGGCAAACAAUCAGUGCCAUUUGACUCACAUUACCGGAAACAUGGUGAAGGUGGACAGUUUUUGAGUUCUCUCAUGGGAUCUUCGCCAAGGGAUAAUAUUACAACAGGAGUGAAUGUAUCACCCGUGGUUAAUGGGAAAGGCAGUAUACUUCAGAGAGAGCUUUCAGACUUGGAGUUGGGUGAACUUCGCGAGCCCUGGCCUGAGGAAACACCAGUUAAAAAGAAACUUGAAAGCAAAAACUCUUUUAAACAGUCAGACAAUAAACCGUGCUCUUCAGAUAACUGGAAUUCGGAUUCAAGUAAAGGAAAACCUGUUGGAAAGACAACUUCAGAAUCAGGAAAGCCAUCCCCGCCCAAUCUAAAUUCUGGGAUUUGUAGCAAUCUAGAAGGCUCAAAUAAAAAGAGGAACACAGAAGAUCAGGCUGAAGUUGUGCCACAUUUUAACAAAUUGGCAGAUGGGAGUAAUAAAUCUAGACAGAAUGAAGUAAAAGCUAGCCAAGGGUUUGGUCUGGAAAGCUACAGUGAGAGCAAUAAGAAAACACCAGUAAGUGCUCCUCAACAGCAUGAUGCUAAACGAGUGCUAGUUUCUCACUCCAUAAAGGAAACCAAAAAACAAACAUCUAAUACAAUGGUAGAGUUGACUGAUGGAAGAAAGGAUUCCAUUUGGGCUGAGGGAAAUAAUAGUGAUCGUAAGAGGAGGGAUUCCUCUUCUGAUGAGAAUAGUUGUUCUUAUUCCAAGUAUGAAAAGGAUGAGCCAGAGCUGAAGGGACCAAUAAAGGAUUUUUCUCAGUAUAAUGAAUAUGUGCAAGAUUUUCGUGAUAAGUAUGAUAGUUAUUCUUCCUUGAACAAGAUUCUGGAGAGUUACAGGAAUGUUUUCCAUAAACUGGAAAAAGACCUUAACUUUGCCAAAGGCAGGGAUAUGGAGAGAUAUAAUGACCUCAAGUUGCAGUUGAUGGAUUCCUAUCGUCAAUGUGGAACGAGACAUAAAAGGCUGAAGAAAAUAUUUAACGUGCUUCAUGAAGAAUUAAAGGACCUCAAGCAAAGGAUUAAAGACUUUGCAGUCUCGUUUGAAAAAGAUUGAGGAGAAAAUCUUACGCACUCUUGUAUACAAGAAGGUAAAAUAUCUUCAUUUAGGAAAUGAAUGUUAUCCGGGGGAUGAUCGUGGAAGAACGCCAGAAAGGAAGUUAUGCUUUGUUGUUCAAGGCAGAACAUUUUCUGGUGAUGACCGUGAAGAUUAAGGAACCACAUCAGAAUGCCAAUUUUGCUACAAAGAGAAGAGAGCUCCAGUUAGAUUGGAUGUCAUGUCCACAAGUUUUGUUCAUACCCCCAUAAUCCCAUGUAUAUGCACGUAGUGCCCUCUGUACAUUCCCCUUGUACUCAAGACUGGCCUUUUUGUUUUUGUUUGGCCACCUUUUCUGGGACUGGGAAUUUGGACUUGUUUACACAACUUUAAUGUUUUUGUACAUUUUGCUAAUCCUUAUAAAGUGUUCUCCCAUUUUCCCGUGUGAGAGGGGGAAAGAAAGGAAGACUGGGAGAUGCGAAAAACUCAUCUUUAAUUUAUGGAAAGCAGUUGUGAUUUCAUUA
Juglans microcarpa x Juglans regia is the source of this 4234-nucleotide messenger RNA. Its product is annotated as dentin sialophosphoprotein. The record is from RefSeq and is a predicted model, not a curated record. The transcript is spliced from 12 exons. Bases 81 to 3731 code for a protein of 1216 amino acids. Lineage: Eukaryota; Viridiplantae; Streptophyta; Magnoliopsida; Fagales; Juglandaceae.